AUGGACGACCAACAUCUACCACGCGAGUUUCUAUGUCGAUAUAGCGGGGCUGCCUCGUGUAACCCCACUUUGGAAGCCAAAACCCCUGUCACAAGCACUAGCCAACCAGAUCAGGACGCCACCAAGCGCCCCUGGUAUAACCCAUGUGGCUGUUCUCUGCGCAACAAAAUCAUCACUGGUGCAGCAGCCAUUGUGAUUUUGUUGAUCACCAUCGUGGUACCUAUCGAAGUGAUUCAAACUCGUUAUCCAAACUACAUAGCUUUGAACUACACACUGGUUGAUGUAUACUCCGGCCCAUCAUUCUUCGAUCAAUUCACCUAUUUUACAGACGAAGACCCAACAAGCGGCUUUGUGGUCUAUGUCGACGAAAACACCGCGACAAGUCUUAACCUCACCUAUGCAACGGACACCUCCGCGAUCCUGCGCGUCGACGCAAAAACAAAUAACCCCAAGGCAGGCCGCAACUCCGUGCGCAUAGAAUCCAAAAACCAAUACGACAGAGGCCUGUUCAUCUUUGAUAUCCUGCACACACCCUUCGGCUGCGGCACCUGGCCCGCGCUAUGGCUGACAGAUGGCUACAACUGGCCUAAAAACGGCGAGAUUGACGUCCUAGAAACUACCAACGACGGAAGCCACGGCAAUGAGAUCACCCUGCACACAACAAAAGGAUGCUCAAUGGACGUCAAGCGCAAGCUAACCGGCCAAGCAAUCUUCCAUAACUGCAACUCCAAAGGAAAUACCGGCUGCGGCGUGCUGGGCGACGAGUCCACAUACGGCGAAGCAAUGAAUAACAACGGCGGGGGCGUGUACGCUCUCGAACUCCGCGACGCAGGCAUUCGGGCCUGGUUCUUCCGUCGUGAUUCCAUUCCCGCUGAUAUCGGUGCUUCAAACCCCGAUCCGUCUUUGUGGGGGAUUGCGUUGGCAGACUUCCCCAGCACCAAGUGCGACAUUGGGUCGCACUUUAGGAAUCAAAGUAUCAUUGCUAAUAUCGACUUUUGUGGUGAGCUUGCUGCACAGAAGCAGUAUUAUGAUACUAUGUACCACUGUCCUGGGACUUGUACGGACUUCGUGGCGAAGCAUCCUGGGAGCUUUGUUGAUGCUUAUUGGGAGUUUAAGAGCUUCAAAGUCUAUCAGGCUGAUUAG
Messenger RNA from Penicillium soppii, 1143 nucleotides. Its product is annotated as glycoside hydrolase family 16 protein. Bases 1 to 1143 code for a protein of 380 amino acids. Gene Ontology annotation, molecular function: hydrolase activity, hydrolyzing O-glycosyl compounds. Lineage: Eukaryota; Fungi; Ascomycota; Eurotiomycetes; Eurotiales; Aspergillaceae. The transcript has a single exon. Gene Ontology annotation, biological process: glucan catabolic process. The record is from RefSeq and is a predicted model, not a curated record.